Molecule: messenger RNA, 3765 nt
Organism: Acanthoscelides obtectus
Lineage: Eukaryota; Metazoa; Arthropoda; Insecta; Coleoptera; Chrysomelidae
Source: the annotation of a GenBank genome assembly
AUCUAGAGGUACAUUAACUUCUUCUUAGAUGUCACUAUUUAGAACUCUUGUGACAUUCCGUCACAUGUCGUCAACUGUCACUGCCUUCAAAACCUAGAACCUCCAAAGAAUUUAACUAGAAAUCUUCUAGAAUUUUCCCAAAUUUUAACAGAAAGUGCUACUGAACUGGCGUGCUCGUGCUGUGAUAGCUGCGGUUAUCCUAGCUUCAGCGUACUUAGGGUUUCAAAAAGAUUUUACAGCUGUUCCAAGUUACAAACUAUAUAUAUAUAUUGGGUGAUUUUCAUAACCUUAGGUAGGUCGAUAUUUAAAUUCGGUUUUGCGGGCGCACACUUUUUACAAUUGUUCUGUUCAAAAUACAGUGGACUCGCAGUGGAUAUGUUUUUUGUUUCUUAAAUAACUCAUGACUUCCUCUGAAGAAAGUGAACCAUAUAUUGAUAAAUGAUAGGGUAUUAAUUGUCUGUGAUUCUACAACUGUACCACAACCAUGGCCAAGUGGGGUGAAGGAGAUCCAAGAUGGAUUGUGGAAGAAAGACCAGAUGCCACAAAUGUCAACAACUGGCACUGGACAGAAAAAAAUGCCAGCCCAUGGUCUCAAGAUAGAAUAAAGGAACUUUUCAAGGAUGUUCCUGUAAAAACUGAUGCUGCAAACUUGAAGAUCGAUGAAGUAGAGAAAAUAGAAGGAGAAGCAUCAGCAAAUAAUAGAAAAGGCAAACUCAUAUUCUUCUAUGAGUGGGAUCUAGUACUAAAAUGGAAUGGUAACGUCAAGGGAUCUGAUAAAAAAUAUGGUGGCACGAUCAAGAUUCCCAACCUGUCGGAAGAAAACGAUGUUUCAGAACUAGAUAUUCAAGUGUCUUUAGAAACGGAUGAUGGUGAUGGCUCUAAACUUAAAGAAAUAAUGAUGAAAGAGGGCAAAGAACUUGUUAGAACACAGUUAGGAAAAUAUAUUUCUGGGCUUAAAGAAGAAUUCUCAAAAGGCAUGAUCCUUCCUAAGAAAGGGGAAGUUAAGCCUGACUCGGUGAAAAUCCUAACUAGUGGUUUCAAUAAGAAGAUUAAUAUGGACCCUGUUGGAAAUAAUGAAAAUAAGCAAUUAGGAUUAAAGAUCGACACAUGUACCAUAAAACAAACCCAAAAGUUCCAAUGCACUGCCCAAGAAUUUUACGACGCCCUGACGCGGUCAGAGUUGGUCACGGCAUUCACCAGGGGCGACGUAAUACUAGAGCCAACUGAAGGGGGAAAAUUCUCCCUGUUUGGGGGCAACAUUAGCGGCAAAUUCGAGGAGUUGGCGCCGGCCAAGAAAAUCGUGAAACAGUGGAGGUACAAGCAGUGGCCUGAAGGACAUUAUUCGACGGUCACCAUUGACAUAAAACAGAAGGAUGACCACACUGAAGUAACUUUAGAGCAAGUAGGGGUGCCCAAGCAAGAAAUGGACGUGACGAAAGACAACUGGCAGCGUUACUAUUGGGAUGCCAUGAAGCAAACCUUCGGCUUUGGAGUGUUCUUCACAUAGGGACAUUUUUUUUCAAUGACUUGUCUCGAAAGGAGAUUACAGUACCCAAAAACCGGACCUUUUGAUUAUUGAUUUCAAACAAAUAUUUUGUAAUUUAAGGCUUCAUAUUUUUUACUCGAUCAUAAAUUUUAUAGGGGUUAAUAAGAUAGGUCAUUACUAAAAAAGUUACAUAUCGUUUUUUUGCAAGAUAGGUAUCAAAUGCGGAAUCCAGGUCCCAGUGGUCAGUUUUAUUCUUAAGCUAGGGUAGAUGUUCAAAGUAGAUGCAUAAUUUUUAAUUGAUGAUCCUUAAAAGUCGCAGACGUACACUUUUUUCUGAUCCGUGCCUUAUUCUAUGUCAUCUUAUUAUUCUAAAACGCAUCAAUAACUUUAGAAGCACUCCAUUUUCUUAUAUAAGUUUUCCACAUUAUUCUUUUCAAACUUAAAAAAGGGUUUCAAAAUAAUAGUGGAAUGCAGAUUUAGGCAACUGGAAGAGGUCUAGACUAAAAUCAAAAAUUUGAUUAAUGGAUAAAAUUUCAAUCAGACAUUUAAAUGAACCAAUCUCAUAUAGUAACUUCGCAUGUGAUGGGGAAAAUAUUUUGAUCAGUAUUUUUUUCAUAAUCUUAUUCAUAAAGGAGCCCUUUUAACAAUUCUUCAUGUUGCAAAGCCCAAAUUUGCGUCAAAAAUGUUUUGAACGUUUUUUUAAUAAACUUCAAAAAUUGUUUUUUUUUUUCGCUCUGGUCAAAUAAUUUUUAGGUUUUUAGGACAUUCUGAACAAAAAAGUGCAUUAGAACGUUUCCCUAAAGUCGAUAGUUUUCGAGACAUAAGGGAUACAAUAUUUGAAAAAGUGCAAAAUAUGUUAUUUUCGACCCCGAUAAACAAUGUGAAGAAAUGGAAAUUUUAAUGUUGUCGAACUUCAUAGAUAUUCUCUAAAAACGCAUUAACAAAGUCUCAAACGAUUUCAAAAGGUAUUGUUAUUGUAAACCUUUGUUUUUUCAAUUGUUAACCAAACGCUUUGGAAUUUUGUUAAUGAAAACAUUAACAUUUUAAUUUUUCAAUAUUGUUUCUCGGCGGGGUCGAAAAUGGCAUAUUUUGCACUUUUUCAAAUAUUGUUUUAUAUCUCGAAAAUUAUCAACUUUAGAUAAAAGUUCCAAAUCACCUUUUUUGUUCAGAAUAUCCUAAAAGCCCAGAAACAGCAUCAGAAUAGCGAAAAAAACGAUUUCUUAGGAUUUGUCUGCAAAAAUUGUUCAAAAAUGUCUGACGCAAAUUUAAGCCUGGAACAUGCAAAUUCGUCAAGGUGGCACGUCCAUUUUUUAGAUUUUUUUUCAACUACCUGUUUGCAGCAGUAUUCUAAAUCCCUUUCAAUUUUUGCAAUUGCAGGGCAGCAAAAUGUAGUCGCGAUCCUUUUUUUUGUGUUCGCAAAAUUUAUUUAUUGUCACUACUUGAACAGUUUUAGCUAAUGCUAAUGUAGAUAUUAUUCAUUGACAAUUUUAAAAAUUCUGUCAUAAUUUAUGCUGUGUUGCACUGUUUUAUUUAUUAAUAUACAGAGUUGAAAACUUGGCCAACAUCAGAUGUUGUUUAUUGUCAAAUUGCAGUGCGUUAUCAUAUAAUGGAUCGCAGAUCAGUUGGAAUUUUUUUAAUGCAAAAUAUAAUUUUUCAAUCAGUAUGUGGUUUUUUAUUUAUGGCAACGGCAACGCAUCUUCAAAGAUCAAGAAACUUAAAUCUCCGUGAGGGCGGGAUUACAAAUUCCCCAUUUUUUGUUUGGAUUAGUUUAUAUCCAAGUUUACGUAUUGAUUUGGCAUUGUUGAAAAACAAAGCAUCCUCCUUAGGUGCAUUUGGGGAUUUGGGCUUACUGAACGGAUUUCAGCAGCCCUAGGUAGUCAUUCAAAGCGGUGGACCUUGUGGUUGCUGCCGAUGUGCAGCGCCAUCUAUUGGAAAGUAGCCGAAUAGAACGUUAAAUGAUUUUGAGGUAUUUCUGUGCAUUUUCAACUAGACAAAUGUUAAAAACGAUCAUGAAACGUUUUAUGGUAGGUGUCCAUUUGCGAGAAAAACUUUCGCGAGUACCUCUCGAGAGCAUUUCUCGUAAAUGGAUACACGUCUGAUAGUAACUCUCGGAGAUCAACCGGUGUUCUGUCGGAUAGUGGCUGCACAGAAUUCUUUUCUCAAGUGUAUACUUGUUAAUACCACCCAGUGUUACCAGGUCUACCGAUUUUGGUCCUGGUCUACCGAACUAUCGAUUUUAAAGCAAAAUCUACCGAAAAGUGGACUUUUCCUUCAAUUGA